Tetrahymena thermophila SB210 is the source of this 7068-nucleotide messenger RNA. RefSeq names its product NACHT domain protein. The record is from RefSeq and is a predicted model, not a curated record. The transcript has a single exon. NCBI's taxonomy places the organism in Eukaryota, Ciliophora, Oligohymenophorea, Hymenostomatida, Tetrahymenidae. Gene Ontology annotation, molecular function: protein binding.
AUGGAGAGUGAAUUAUUGUUAUAAACUAAAAAAGAAAAUCAAAUAUAUAUAUAAAUAAAUAAAAAUAAGGGUCUCAUAAUUACUUAUAAAUAAUAAAAAUGCAAACUAUUUGAUGUUUAUGUUGAACUAAAGUGUAAGGAAACUGUUACCAAAAUUAAGUUUUCAUAGCUUCAAAAGAAUUAUAUUUUAAGAUAUUUAGGGAUGAAUCAAAAUGAAUAAAGAAUAAACAUUAAAAUACUUUUAAAAAAAUUAAACAUUGAGUUUUAUUCGAAUUAAUAAAGUUAAUAGCUAUUAGGCGGAGGAUGUGGAUAAUCUACCCCUGCAUAUGGACCUAAAGAAUAAAAAAUUUUGUAGGAAAAUUUUCAAAAUUAAACUAUUAGUUUAACAAAAGCUAAUAAAGAAUAAUAUUGUGAGGAUGAUAAUAAUAUCAUAUAAAGAAUUAAUGAUAUUGCUGAUAGAGAAUAGGAAUUAUAAAAAAUUUCUUAAUUGCAAUGUUUGCAAGAAUUUUAAUAGAUUUUAAUCAUACUUAGUAAAAUAAAAAAUAUUUAAAUUAUAUUAAAUUAAACUUAAAAUUAAAUGAUAGAAAUUAUUUAGAAAUUUAUUAGUCUCUACUUAGCGUUUUAACAUAAGAGUGAAAAAAGUGAAAGUUAAAAAAAUAUUAUUAAUAAUAAGUAAUUCAUUAAAAUAGUUAAAAGCUUAAUAACAAAAAUAAAAGACAUAUGUUCUACUGAGCCUUUUUUACAUAUUCUGUAUUAUUUUGAUUUGCUAAAAAAUAUUAUGCUUCAACAGUACAAUUAAACUGAAAGUGUUUUCUUAUAAAAUUACACUUAGGUGUUUCAGAAGGGGUUAUUUGGGAUUGUUUUUUUAGAAGAUUCUGAAAUUUUUUUAAAAGUAAUUGCUUAAGUUUAAGGUGAAUUUUUCAGUUCAAAUUCAAAAAACCUCUUAACAAAUAUUUUUGAAUUUAAAGAAGAAGUUUUACUUAAUUUGAUUAAGCAUAGUAGAGCAAAUUAAACAUUAUAGUUUUAACCACAUAUGAUUCUAGACUUUCAUAUAUUUAGCUACCAUAAAGUUUUUUAAGGUAAAAUAAUAUAAGAAAGCUCAUAAGAGUUAGUUUGUUAUGCUCUUUAGCAGAUUUACACUUUGGUAUAUUUAAUCAAAAACAUAGUAUUUGACAAUGGUAAAAAAUAUUCAAUUGACCAAUCUAAACACUUGAUUCCUUUUUUAGAGGAUUCUAAAUAUGGCGUUUUAAAAUUUACAAAAACUUGCUCUUUUGCUGAAAAAAUAGGCGUUGAUAUUAGGUCUUAUUUGACAUACUCUAAAAUUGUUAGAUAUUUUUGCACAAAAAUACUACUUCUGCUUGUAGAAAUAUUUGAAGAGCAGAAAAAAACCUCCCUAUAGAUUUAUGAUAAAAUAUGUGAUCAUCUCUAUAUCUUACUAUUUUUAGAAAAAUCUCCAUUUAUCAAUUCUUUACUCUAUAGCAACUAGUCCGCUAAAAAGAUAUUCCAAGAAAAAUCUUAAGAAAAUUAAAAGAAUUUAUCAAGUGAAAUUAUUAGCUUAAAUUAGAGGUAAUAAUAAAUUAAGCUAUAAGCAAGUGAAGAGUUAUAAAAACCUUAAAAAAGAAAAGUUUCCUCUAUUACUAUUCAAUAAUUAAAUUAAAUUGAUUCUUUGAAAAAUCUCAAAUAAGAAAAUUUUUCUCAAUUUUUACAAAGUAAAUUGAUUGAAAGUUGGAGAGAAAGCAUAAGAAGAAAGAGAUAAUAGGGAAUAAUAGAAAAAGAUGAUGAGUUAAUUGAGACUGUAGAAUAUUAUAUUGAAUAAGGGUUUAAAUAAUUUAAUUUAGAAGAAAUUAAUGAAUUUGAUACAGUAAAUACUAAUGAAAAUGUUCAAAAUGAUAAUAUAUUUUAAUUCAUCAUAGAUAAGAUUAAUUUAGACGAUCAAAAUAUUAAUUAAAAUUAUGCUAAACUUUUUGUUAUAGUUGGUGAAGAAGGUUUUGGUAAAUCCAUAUUGCUGAAAAAGAUAGAACUUUCUUUAAUUUAAAAUGAAUAAAAUACUUAACAUUUAGCAAUACCAAUUAUGAUUUCCUUUAGUGAUUUGAAAAAGAACUCUUUUUCUUUAGAAAAAACUAUCGAAGAGUGCACUUACUUUUUGUCAUCUACUAAUUUAUCAGUUGAAACUUUGAAAAAGAGUAACUAUUAGAAACUAAUUCUUUUAGAUGGCUUUUAAGAUGCUCAGGGAGUUUUUAAUAAUCUGUGGUAAGAUUUAAAUUUAAAUAGCUGGAAAAAUACUAAAAUAAUUUUAGCAUGUAGAGAUAAUGAUUAUCAUGCUAUUUACAACAAAAAUUAUCUUUUUAACGUACCUCAGGAAAAUAUUUAAAGUAUUGAAAAAAAUUAAAAAAAUGGAUAUCUUGUUUUAUUUUUAUAAUAAUUUAAUGAAUCUUAGAUACUAAGAUAUUUUAAAAAAUAUUUUUAUCUUAAUUAUGAUGUAAAAAAGAGCUUUAAGCUUCAGUAAAUUGCUGAGUAACUUUUUAAAAAACAAAAGGAAAUCUACCAAUUAAUUCAGAUUCCUAUUAAUUUAUAUUUUUACACACGUUUGAUAGGCCAAGAGAGUAAUGAUAAAGAUCUUUAACUGGAGAGAUUUUCUUCUAUAUAAAACUCAUUUUAACUUUAAGAAAAAUUUAUUUAUUUUAUUUUUGAAAGAUAAAUCUAGUAUUCUCAUUAGCUCCUCUUCUAAAAAUUGAAUAUUUCAAGUAAUUAGGAAAAAGAAUAAAUAAAAUCCCUAUUGAUAGAUCAAUAUUUCUAUUAUUUUGAAAAUGCUUCAUUAUAUUUGUUUAAUAAAAAACGAAGUUUUUAAGAGGAAGUGCCAUCAAAUUAUUCUUUGAAUGAAAUUCCUGUAAAAAUAUUAUCAGAUUUAAGUGAAUUCAUGAUAAAAAAACAAAGAGAUAAUCUUUUAUCAUAAAAAGAUGAGUUAAAAAAUUAAAAUGAGAGUAAUACUUGUCUUGAGGAAUAUGAAUUAAGUAAUUCUAUUAAAAAGUAUUUUGAAACAUCUUCUUUAUUAGAAAUAAAGCAAUAGUCUUACAAGAAAUUAUGGUGUUCUGAUUAUGAGUAGGUAAUUACAUUUGAAUUUAAGCAUUCCUCUAUUAUGGAGUUGUUUGUAGCUAGAGCUCUGAUUAGAGAUUUUAUUAACGAAACUAGCCUUUCUAUUAGAAAUCUUAAUUUAACCAAUCUAAAUAAUUUUGCAGUUAAUUCAAUAUACAUCAUAACUCCUCAUUCAUAGUAUGAAUAAGAUUAAUUAGGAUUUGGUAUUUUAAAUAAAUUUUGUUUACUUAUUAAAGAAGAAAUAAAAAAAGAGGAGUAAUUAAAUUAAAAUGUCAAAAAAACUUAAGAUUUAUUUAAUGAACCUCGAAAUAAUAAGUUUAUAGAGUAUAUUCAAAGGACCAGAGAUAGAGAUGUUAUGAAAAUGAAGUUAAAACAUUAAUUAGAUGUGGGUUCAUCCAAUUUACUCUCUGCUCUCUGUUAAUUAAAAUAUAACUUAUCUGGAGUAGAUUUAUCAUUUUGUAGUUUCUCCUGUGCCUAUCUAUUUGAUUAUAAAGGAAAAUCAUUAAAUUUUACAGGAAGCAAUCUUAGUUGUGCUAACAUUUCAAACUCUUCUAUUAAUUCAACAUUAUCAAGAACUGAAAACUGUAUUUUAUGGAAAGAAUUAGUUAUCUUUGACUCAUUUAAUCAAUUUUCCUUCUCUAAAAUAAAAUAUUUUCCUGACGAUAGUAAUAUUAUUUUAUGUGGUUCUAAUACUGGAUACAUUAACAUUUACUGCUUUGAUAAAAAUAAGAGAAUCCUUUUAACAAAUAGCAAUGUAAGGAGUAGAGAUAACUCUUAAGAUGCAAAAUAUUUAUCUCAAUAGAGUUUGCAGAAUUCACCAAAAUAAUAACGAGCUUAAACAGACAUGGUUCGAUCAAAAAGUAAAUCACCUAAAUAAAGAGCUUUAGAUUGCUAAAAAAGUUUAAAUUAUUUUAUCAGACCAGGAACGUCAUAGUCUGUUCGCUCAAACAUAGAAUAAGUUUAAAAUUAAUUAAAAUUAUCUUAAGUUUAAAUUAACAAUAGCUUAUAUAAUUCUAUUACAAACUUAUCUUAAGUUUCUUAAAAUGAUGAUUACUAAAUUAUUUCAUCUAAUUUUUAAGACUCCUAAUUGCUCAAAUCAAAAAAUUAUUUCAAAGGAGCUAUAAAUGAUAUUGAAGAUUAUUUUAAUACAAUUAUUGUUUCUCAAAAUUCAAAUGUUCUUUGCUUGCAUAGAGAUACUUUAGAUCUUCUGAGUAUGCUUUAAGCACAUGAUAUAGGAGAAAUUAGAAUAUCGUUGUGCAAAAGUAAACAUAUAUUAGCUACGAUUUCUUUGUUGGAAUCUACAUGUAAGAUAUGGUAGAUUAAUAAGCAAAAGGGGUUUCUUUUAAUUCAAAAAAUAGAUGAACAAUUAGAAUCAUGCAAACAUUUAAUGUCGGCUGUUAAGUUUUCAAGUGAUGGAAAAUAUUUAGCACUAGGAUGCACAGACACAUAUCUUAGAAUUUAUUGUUAAUCUUCAUCAAAUACAUUCGUCUUACUCUAGACAAUUAAAAGCUAUUGCCAAUCACCAAUAUCUCAUUUGGUUUUUUCUAGUAAUUCCCAGUAUUUAGCUCUAGGUGGAUAAUUAGAAGAAAAACAUUUGACUAUUUUUGAAUUAACAUUUGAAAAUUCUUUUUAUCCUAUUAAAGUUUCAUAAGAAAAAGAAAAUAGGUGUCUGUAGAUUGUUCAAUUCACUCCAAACUGUAGAUAUAUGGUAACAUCUUUUCAAAAAAAUGGAUUAUUGUAGCUAUGGCUGUUAAGCAAAAGUAAAGUAAUAUAUGUUGAUUGUAUUCAAGCAUUCUAGGAUGGCUGUAGCGUUUCAUCAAUUUCUUUCUAUUAUCAGCAAAAUUUAACUAUUGAUUCUGUGUUAGAAGAUGCUGGUAACACAUUGAUGUGUGUUGGCAGCAAUGAUAGUUAGAUACUUAAAACAUUUUGUAUCAGAGAUAAUAAAUUUAUAUUAAAAGAAUAGAAAAUAAUAGGUCAUGAAAAGAAGAUAGAAUAAAUUGCUUUGUCUAAGAGCUGUAUAGUUUCAAUAAGUAAUGAUAAAACAUGCAUAUUGUGGAAUUACAGUUAGUUUAAUUAGCAGUUUGAGUAGGUUUAAGUUUUACCAUAUUAGGUUCUUGAUGAACUUUCUAAAUUAGAAAUAUAGCAUGCAACUUUUUCACCUAAUAAUAAAUUUUUUGCAAUUACUACUAAAAAGAAAGGAAAGGAUGAUUCAUUUUGUUAAGUGUAUUUCUUAGAUGAUGAAGAUAAAAAUAUUUUAGAUAUAAAAAAAGAGAAUUUAUGUUUAAAAAUUCAAAGUAAAAACAUAAGCUGCAUUUGUUUCUCUCUUGAUACUCAGUUUUUAGCUUUAGCUGACUCAGAGCGCAGUUCUAUUAGUAUCUUCAGGUUAGAGACUAAAGAAAAAAUUUUUGAAAUACCUUUUGAUAAUAAAGGAUAAAAUGAUAUCAUUAACUCAAAUAUUAGCUAUAUGCAGUAUUCAAAAAACAAUAAAUACCUUUAUGCAGUUAUAUCAGAAGAUUCUAAAGUAUGCUACUUAUGGGAUGUAUCUUAAUAGUAUCAUGAAAUAGCUUCAAUUAAAUUAGGAAAAUCUAAUAACCGAAUUAUUGGCACAAAAAUAACUCCUGAUAAUAAUAUCCUUAGAAUAAUUACUAGUAGAGGCGAGUUAAGAUCUUUUAAUAUAUAAAAUAAUCUUGACAUAUUAUAAAAAUAAUAUUUUUAAUUGGAAGGGAGAUCUACAAUUAGUAACAGCAUUGAUUUUUAGUAUAUUUUUUCUAGUUUUUCACAAGAUUGCAACUAUGUGGCUAUUGGUACUAAAAAGCAAGUUGAGGUUUGGAGCUUAGAAUAAACUCAAUUAUAGUUAGUUCACGUUAUCAGUGAAAAUAUUUUACAACUACUUCAUGUUUAGUUUAUAUAAAAUUCACUUUAGUAAAUUUGUGUUGUAGACCAAGAAAAAAGAAUCAGAAUAUUUGACCUGUCUUAAGCUAUCAAAAAAUAAAAAUUUAACCCAUAAUAUAUAGGUCAUACAGCACCUAUAAUUUAGGUAGAAUACUCUCUUGGAACUUCAUAAUUUCUAUUAACUACUUCUAGCGAUAAUGUUUCAAAGCUUUGGAAUUCUCACAAAGGGUAUUAGCUUAUUUAAACUUUCUAAAAUACAAAAUAAAUUCAUAUUAAUUCAAGUGAAGAUAUUUUAGUAAUAGUUCCAUCUGAUCCAAUGAAAAAUGAAAUAUUAUUUUUAGACAUUUAAUAAAACUUUGAAAUUAUACAUACUUUAUAGAAUCCUAAAAAAAUUAGUAAAGUUUGCUUUUCUCCUAAUUUACAAGUAAUAGCUACUUGUUAGUAAGAUAGUGUGAAAUUACGGAAUUACAGUAGAGAAGAAAUAGUUUGCAUUUAAGAAUUAAAUUGUAUUGAUUUUGCAGAAAUUAUCAAAUUUUCUAUUGAUUCUGUUUAUAUUGCAGCUUCUUUUGGCAAUGGUUAGCUUUAAGUAUGGAAAAAAGAAAGAAAUUAAUAUUAAUUUAUAACAAACCUAACAUGCAAUUCGGAAGACAAAAAAUUUAUUAACGUCAAUUCAUUAGCCUUUUCGAAUAAUAAAAAAUUUUUAGCUGCAGCCUUCUCAAAUAAGAGGAUUAUAGUAUGGAGUAUUGAAAAAUAAAAUCUAUAAAUUAGAUUUGAAGAAAAUCUAGUUUAUGGAUCUGCUCUAAACAUUCUGUUUUCAAGUAAUAAUACUCAGCUAAUCAGUUAAGAUGAAGAUUACAGUAUUAAAGUUUGGGAUAUUAAAAAUGAUUAAUUUUCUAAACUAGAACAAAUUAAGCACAAUAACUAAACCCCUUACAACACGAACAAAAACUCAUUUAGUUCUUCUAUGGACUUCAAGUAUUUAGCCAUAGGAUACAAUAAUUCUAGUCUUGAAAUAUGGAACAUAGAAUAAGGAAUUAUUUAUUCAUUAAAGUAAAAAAAUACUUGCCUAGAAUAUGUCAUUUGA